This is a messenger RNA of Ramularia collo-cygni, 1635 nucleotides long. Its product is annotated as related to Carboxypeptidase 2. Bases 1 to 1635 code for a protein of 544 amino acids. Gene Ontology annotation, biological process: proteolysis. The record is from RefSeq and is a predicted model, not a curated record. The transcript has 3 exons. Gene Ontology annotation, molecular function: metallocarboxypeptidase activity; zinc ion binding. Lineage: Eukaryota; Fungi; Ascomycota; Dothideomycetes; Mycosphaerellales; Mycosphaerellaceae.
AUGUUUCUUCAAGCCCUCCCCAUCGGGAUCUCCCUGGCCAGCGUUGCUCUGGCACAAUCGGACACUGCAGCUCCUCCAGGCUACACCUACGGAGGCAACUUUCUUGCGGUUGUACCGGACAGCGAAGCUGUAUCUCAAGCAUUUCCUGAGUUGAACAUAGAACUAAAAUCUCCAUACUUCCUGAAUCCUGAACGGAGGAAUCCAGGCUUUGCCAAUGGCACAGAAGGACCUACCAGUGACACUGAGCUGGAGUACUUUAUUCGGACGCUUGCGAACCGCAAUGACUGGCUCACAUAUCGUCCAGCAGAGUUUGUCUCCGAGGAAGGAAGAGGAUUCCCUUAUGUCUACCUUUCGGAGCCGUCACCCUCAGGCCUGGCCGCRACGACUAACAGCUCCAAAUUGAAGGUCUAUAUUGAAGCUGCAAUCCAUGGUAAUGAGCCAGCGGCUGAUGAGGGUGCUCUUGCACUUCUUGGAAAGAUGGAUGCCAACCAAACUUGGGCUGCGUCUCUUCUCGAGAAGAUGGACAUUCUUAUGCUCCCACGUUGGAACCCGGAUGGUGUCGCCUACUUCCAACGGCGGAUGUCCAGCAAUCUGGAUCCAAACCGUGACGCAGUCAAGCUUGAUCGACAGCAGACUCGCGACAUCUGGCGUCGUACCCACGAGUACGGUGCACAUUUGAUGAUCGACAUGCACGAGUAUACCGCUUCCACAACCUUUGGCGAAGAUGGCGAAUAUCAACACGCCGUUGAUGCUAUGCACGGAGUUGGAUGGGACCUGAACGUCCACAAAGAUAUUCUUGAUCAAGGCCUGAAUGUUUUCAUCCCAGCUAUUGAUCGUAAGCUAGAAGCCAAGGGCCUGCGGUCUGCACCAUAUGUCACCGGUCCUGCCAAUGUCACUCCUCCCGUUUUCACCGAGUCAGGCACGGGAGCCAGGUACGCCGAGAGCAACGUAGCUCUAACCCAAGCCGUAACCUUUUUGUUCGAGACACGGGGUAUCAGACUAGCGGCACAGAACUUCCAUCGUCGUGUCGCAACACAGCUUUUGAAGCUAGAAGCUGUCCUCGAGACUGCUAGAGACAGCCCGGAUCUACUMGACAUCAUCGAGAAUGCCAGACAGGAGUUCAUCAGCAGCACAGAGGAUAUUGUCGUCAAAGAUGCCUCUGAGACGAUCAACACGACUUAUCCUCUAGUCCUCGCAUCGAACGGAACCGUAGUCGACGUACCAGUGACUUUCAUUCGGACUCCAACUCUAGCGAACUUCACCCGUWCCCGGCCAGAGGCAUAUCUUAUCCCACGAACCUGGAGCGACAUUGUGGAACGUCUUGAGAUUUUCGGCCUGGAAGUCGAGACUUUGGAGCAUGAGUUCCAUGGCACCGUUGAAGUCUUGUCAGUCGCUACCAGCGAGCUUGCUACGGAAUUGUAUGAGGGCCAUGUUCUGAAUACCGUCACGACGACUGCUGCCCAGAAAGAGAUUCAUUUGCCCGCAGGUAGCUUUUUGGUCAGCACGAGACAGAAGAAUGCGGCUCUUGCGUUUGCAGUGUUGGAGCCUGAAAGUCUCGAUUCUUAUGUGACUUUCAACUUCAUUCCAUUGGCCGUGAAUGACGAAUACCCAAUCUUCAGAGUCAUGGCACAGUGA